Cyprinodon variegatus (sheepshead minnow) is the source of this 1273-nucleotide messenger RNA. It is a transcript of the gene tasor, whose product is annotated as family with sequence similarity 208 member A. The record is from RefSeq and is a predicted model, not a curated record. Gene Ontology annotation, cellular component: heterochromatin; nucleoplasm. NCBI's taxonomy places the organism in Eukaryota, Metazoa, Chordata, Actinopteri, Cyprinodontiformes, Cyprinodontidae. Bases 152 to 1273 code for a protein of 373 amino acids. Gene Ontology annotation, molecular function: chromatin binding. The transcript is spliced from 10 exons. Gene Ontology annotation, biological process: protein localization to heterochromatin; negative regulation of gene expression, epigenetic.
GUACCGGAAGAAUGGCGCGAGCUGUGUGCGGGGCUGCCAUCCUCCGCUGCGGGUUCGGGAGGUAACAGAGGUGAUUGAGCGAACAAGCGGUCCUUCUUCAUCCGGUGAAGGAUCGGAUCUGACAGGCGGCCAGCCGUGAGCGCAGAGCGGGAUGUCCGGAGGGAAAGGAGCCGCGGACUGUAGAGCUAACCUCCGCCUGAAAGGCAGCGAGCUGCUCCCCGCAGCCCCUGCCCGACGACCCUACCUUCCAGCGGGCAGAAUGAGCUCCGCCGGGGCGGGGAGGCUGCUGGAGCGGAGGAAAUCUGCUCCUCAGGCGGUCCACCAGCGGCACAUGCCGAUGGAGCCCCAGAAGUUCCACAUCCCGAGGAAGACCAAGGAGAAGCGGGCCCUGUUCCAGUUCGUCUCCACCGAGUCCAGGGAGUACGACGACAUGAAGUCCAUCCUGACGGCCGGCUACAUCGACACCAGCUCCACAGGCUGCUUCGCUUACAGCAAUCCCCGGCUAGUUCACAGCGAGCUGCUGGAGAAGGAGUUUGUGGAAAAAAGGAGAGAGAUGAAAGCAGAUGGAAGGACGGAGAAGGAGCUGGAGGAGAGUCACUGUUUCCUGCUGACCACAGCGACCGAGCUUCCUGUUGUCUGUGAGAAGGGACUGACCGUCGGCCAGAGCAAAACCACCAUGCUGGGAAACCCGAGUAAAGGCGUUUAUCUGUCCAGGUACUCGGACCUUCUCCAGACCGGCCCCCUCACACCCGGGGCCACCGGGGAGCUCAUCAUCUUCAAAGUGAUCAAGGGGAAGGUGAAGAGCAUCUAUGAAAACAUGAAGAUCCUUCAGGACCCCACGCCUCGCUUUGACAGCCACAUCGCCAAGAACGCCAGCAAGGUCACCUCGCUAAGCUGCUACCGCGCCUUCGACCUCACACAGCAAUACUUCUACGAGUAUUUGUUUGACGAGCUGCGGGAGCGGCCGCGGCAGGUGUGUCCCUACGCCGUGGUCUCCUUCCACGUCAAAGGAAAGGACGCGCCGCUCUCCAUCAAACCCGCUCCUCCCAUCAGGUCCACCAGUCAGGUGUCAGAGAGGAGCAAAGAGUCGGCCCAGUUCACCGUUUGGACCGGAGACCUGGUGAAAAACGGGCGGGUUCUCUUCCAAGUCGUUCUGGUGAAGCGGCUCACAGAUAGAGGGUUCCUCUUCCUGCUGUCCAGUGUUCAGAUGGCCGCAGCAACGGGUAAGACGCACGCCGACCCCCUCAGAACAGAACCGGGUCUGAGCUCUUAG